AUGGAUCCUGAAAAGGAAUUCAAGAAGGGCCAAAAGGCUAUGUCGACAGGAGUUUUUAAAUGAAAGUCCGAUCUCCCUCAAGCAGCAAUCCACUUUGAAAACGCAGCAAAGGCUUAUGAAACCAUGAGAAAUUACUUCGGAGCAGUUCAAGCAUAUGAAAAACUUGCUCAAGCGAACGAGAAAAUGAAUGAGUAAGCUCUAAUUAGCAUGUGGGCAGCUGGAAGAGUAUAUGAAAGUCUCUCAAUUUUGCAGCUGAGAAAUGACCAUGUCAAAGAAGCUGUAGAAAACACCGAAAAAGCAGCUGAGCUAUUCAGAAUCAAUGGAAACAGUGAGAAAUCUCUCAGGAUGUACAUCUUUAUGGGAACAGAAGCUCUUAAUAAAGGACUAAUUGAGUUGGCUUGUAGGAUGUUUGCCCUGGCUCUAAAUCUAGUUAAUGACGAUCAAUUGCAAAUGUUCGCCCGAGAUGUGAUCACACCCUAUGUUGGGCUUCUUAUAGAAAACAGGAAAUAUGCGGAUGCUAUGAUUGUGUAUGAGAAAGAGCUUAAAUUUGCCCAGAACUUGAACAGGGAUCAUUAUAUGAAUAAAGCUGCAUUUUGUAUAGUGGCUUUAACACUUCUAAACAACCCUAGUUUAUGUGAAGGGAAAUUCAGAGAAAUGUGCUCAGCGGUGCAGCCGUUUAUUAUGUCAAUGGAAUACCAGGCUAUCACAGAGCUCUUGGAUGCUUAUGAGGCAGGAAAUCAAGAAGACUAUGAUAAGGCAGCGAGAAAAGCUGUUUGGAAUAAUGUUGAAGUACAGGUAUGGUUUAUUUAGCUCACAAGAGGGAUUAGAAACAUUAAAGUACCAGUUGGAGGACAAGUCGUUGUGGAUGAAGAAAAGGAUCUUGAUUUCACUUAA
This is a messenger RNA of Blepharisma stoltei, 894 nucleotides long. The record is from the annotation of a GenBank genome assembly. Lineage: Eukaryota; Ciliophora; Heterotrichea; Heterotrichida; Blepharismidae.